ACAACGUGUACUUUUCAAGCUGUAAUCCAUAUCGACACAUGAAUAUUUGUGACGUUUCUUCGUGACGUUGUCGGCUGCUGUGCGCGCUGCUCGUGUCAAGUGAGGGUCUUGUACAAUACCGUUGAAAAAGGUAAAGUGUCGAAGUUAAAGUCAGAGGGAGAAGGAGACGAACCACCAUGUCCAGUAGUGUGCUGUGUGGUCGAGGCAGGCUGGUCCUAUCCAAGACGCCCGUCCGUCACGCGCUAGCUGCCCUCCGCGUCGGCAGAACCAGAAUCUUCUCCACUGCGAGUUCAGAUGAGCCUUACAUCAACGUACCACACGCCGACUCGGGGCCCAGGACCGUGUGGCCCGACGAGAACAUGGGACCAUUCGCACCUCAAGACCAGCGCUUCCAGUUACCGGGUAACGCCGGGUUCGACUGUCACCUGGAGGGCAUGGAGGACCUGAAGUGGACUCCGGUCCACAAGACGCUGCCGGAUGUACUGACGGCCCCGAGCGGCACGGAGAGACACCAGUUCAUACUGGCCCAGUUUGUUCACGAGUUCCAAGGAAACCUGGGAACUAUCGACACCAGAGUCCAUAAAGCUGAGCAGUACUUCACUCAGACGGAGACGGACUGCUCCAUCAGCUCCUGCCCUGAGCUGCUCAGGAAAGAUCUCGAGCUCAUGUUCCCCUCGGCGCCCACCACGUCCAUCACAGUCGUGACGGUCACGCAGAGCAACGGUGUGUGUGAGGAGGCGGCCGCGCAGGACAAAGACCAGCUGCUGCGCAAAUUUGUGAGCGGAGCGAAGGAGAUGUGCUUCGCCCUGUGGACGGCCGGCUACUGGGCGGACUUCAUUGACCCGACAACGGGAGCAGCCUUCUUCGCGUCUCCGCCAAGUCAAACAAAGCUGCGGACGGAGGAGGAGCUACGAGACCUGGGCUUCCACAUCGAGGUGUCGGGCUCCUGCACGGUCAUCCGCCACAUCCUGAGGGGAACGCCUCAGUUUGUGGGGACCGUUUUCACCAACGCACCGGCUCACAGUUCUGCCAUCGCGAGACUACAAGGACGUUCACAUGUGCUCGCUGAUGAGGAAUAGGCUUUUAAAAAAUAUAUAUAUAUAUUUUUCAGAGCGAAAUCAACAAGGCGUCUUAUUUAUGGUUUGAAGGAGUUUGGAUCUCGUCGUGUUGGUGCACGGCUGCACCCGUGGAAGAUCGUGCAAAGUGUGUCGUACUGUAACAAGGACUUGACCGAGACUCUAAUGUAGACCCCGGUGCUGGUGAACCCGGCUCACCCUGAACCACAUCCGGUAGAAACGGGAACUCGGAGGCUGUCUGAAGAGUUAGUAGACAUGUCACCGCGUCAGAGGAUGACAUCACCGGUGUUUUAUGAUAAUAGAGCCACGGAUUUGAGAUGUAAAUCCAGAUAUCGGGUCAAAACGUGUUUUGUUUCCUCUUCUCUGUUGCACAGACUCUACAGAAGCGAGGGUUGUGUGAGCUGAAUCACUCCAGCUGUGAUGCUCACACCUGCUGAGCCAAUAAAGUGACUUCAGGCCGCUGUGA
Messenger RNA from Pseudoliparis swirei, 1542 nucleotides. RefSeq names its product metabolism of cobalamin associated Da (gene mmadhca). The record is from RefSeq and is a predicted model, not a curated record. The transcript is spliced from 8 exons. NCBI's taxonomy places the organism in Eukaryota, Metazoa, Chordata, Actinopteri, Perciformes, Liparidae. Gene Ontology annotation, biological process: cobalamin metabolic process. Bases 177 to 1079 code for a protein of 300 amino acids. Gene Ontology annotation, cellular component: mitochondrion.